GAUCAGGCUGGCUACUUCAGGGCAGCUUUAGUGGUUGGGGUGGAUCAGGUGCCAGUGGAAGGAGUGGCCUCGGUUCUGGGUGGGGAGGUGCGAGCUCCCGUAGUGGAGGAUAUGGAUCUGGAGGAUGGGGAGGCUCAGGUACAGAUACAGAUAUGUAUAUCUACAUUUGAGGAUCAGGCUGGCUACUUCAGGGCAGCUUUAGUGGUUGGGGUGGAUCAGGUGCCAGUGGAAGGAGUGGCCUCGGUUCUGGGUGGGGAGGUGCGAGCUCCCGUAGUGGAGGAUAUGGAUCUGGAGGAUGGGGAGGCUCAGGUACAGAUACAGAUAUGUAUAUCUACAUUUGAGGAUCAGGCUGGCUACUUCAGGGCAGCUUUAGUGGUUGGGGUGGAUCAGGUGCCAGUGGAAGGAGUGGCCUCGGUUCUGGGUGGGGAGGUGCGAGCUCCCGUAGUGGAGGAUAUGGAUCUGGAGGAUGGGGAGGCUCAGGUACAGAUACAGAUAUGUAUAUCUACAUUUGAGGAUCAGGCUGGCUACUUCAGGGCAGCUUUAGUGGUUGGGGUGGAUCAGGUGCCAGUGGAAGGAGUGGCCUCGGUUCUGGGUGGGGAGGUGCGAGCUCCCGUAGUGGAGGAUAUGGAUCUGGAGGAUGGGGAGGCUCAGGUACAGAUACAGAUAUGUAUAUCUACAUUUGAGGAUCAGGCUGGCUACUUCAGGGCAGCUUUAGUGGUUGGGGUGGAUCAGGUGCCAGUGGAAGGAGUGGCCUCGGUUCUGGGUGGGGAGGUGCGAGCUCCCGUAGUGGAGGAUAUGGAUCUGGAGGAUGGGGAGGCUCAGGUGCCGCAGAUACCAGAAACAGCGGUGGUGGGGUGGCGUGAGCGGACGCAGCGGCUUCGGCGGCAGCGGAUACGGUGGAGGCUGGAACUCGAAUUCCCUGGGACGGUCCACGGGAGGGUGGGACUCGAACUCACUUGGAAGGUCUUCAGGAGGGUGGGGUUCUAAUUCACUCGGACGGUCUGGUGGGUCCGGCUGGCAGUCUUCCGGAUGGUAGAUUGGUGAAAUCUCCCUAUCUGACGAAUUAAUGCGUGACGGGGUAUAGUGGCAGAUCAGGGCUGCAAGGUUUGCAAUCGAACGGCCUUUUUGACUUUAUCCGAAUGA
Molecule: messenger RNA, 1143 nt
Organism: Leguminivora glycinivorella
Lineage: Eukaryota; Metazoa; Arthropoda; Insecta; Lepidoptera; Tortricidae
Exons: 2
Coding region: 112-987 (291 amino acids)
Source: RefSeq, a predicted model, not a curated record